This is a messenger RNA of Schistocerca americana (American grasshopper), 557 nucleotides long. Its product is annotated as putative peptidyl-tRNA hydrolase PTRHD1. The transcript has 3 exons. Gene Ontology annotation, molecular function: peptidyl-tRNA hydrolase activity. Bases 160 to 531 code for a protein of 123 amino acids. Lineage: Eukaryota; Metazoa; Arthropoda; Insecta; Orthoptera; Acrididae. The record is from RefSeq and is a predicted model, not a curated record.
AACAAACGAAGUUGGGUUGCGUUUUAGGCCUGUUGUAAUCUGUCAAAUGUUAAAAAAAACUCCGAUUUCGUUAGAGGGAAACGCCACACGCAGCUUAAUAUAUGUACCGGUAGUUUGUUAAAUCUGUUAAAUGUUUUGAACAGCAGUAGUCAGGAGGAAAUGAGCAAGAAUUUGGUGCAGUAUAUAAUAAUGCGGGGGGACCUAGCAAAGUCUUCCAAAUGGAAUGCUGGAGCACUUGUUGCACAAGCGUGUCAUGGUGUCUCAGCCGUUUUGCAUUUGUAUUACAAUGAUGAGAAUGUGCAGGAGUAUCUGUGUGAUGUUGACAGAAUGCAUAAAGUUGUCUUGGAGAUUAGUGACCUCAACAGCCUUAUGGAGCUUGAGACAAAACUGAAAAACAAAGGGAUUCAUCACAAGACAUGGAUAGAACAGCCAGAAAAUGAAGCUACAUGUCUUGUUGUCAAGCCUUACCCAAAAGAGGACGUAGCAGAAUUUUUUAAGGAUUUGAAACUGUUUAAUAAAAAGGUAAAAUAAAAUAUAUGUCAUUGUUUUGCAAGUGA